AUGCUCCCCUCCACCGUUGCCCUCAGAAGCUCUGCCGCCGCCAUCCGUCGCCCCGCCGCUCAGUUUGCCACCCAACGAGCCUCCGUCGGCUCCAUCGGUCUGGGUGUCGCUGGCAAGAGGUUCAACACCAACACCACAGCUUCUGGCAAACCCAAGCUUCGAUUCCGAUUCGGCCUCCGAGACAUUCCCGUGGAGACCUACCCCGUCGUCUUUGUCGUCGCAGCCGCAUGUGUGGGGGCUGGUAUUGCUCUAGGCAGGCAAAUCUGGUCUGGUGACCUUCGUCUCAAGCCCUCCGGCCCCGCCAAACCCUGA
Cryptococcus amylolentus CBS 6039 is the source of this 312-nucleotide messenger RNA. RefSeq lists its product as hypothetical. NCBI's taxonomy places the organism in Eukaryota, Fungi, Basidiomycota, Tremellomycetes, Tremellales, Cryptococcaceae. The transcript is spliced from 5 exons. The record is from RefSeq and is a predicted model, not a curated record. Bases 1 to 312 code for a protein of 103 amino acids.